Messenger RNA from Durusdinium trenchii, 3267 nucleotides. The record is from the annotation of a GenBank genome assembly. NCBI's taxonomy places the organism in Eukaryota, Dinophyceae, Suessiales, Symbiodiniaceae.
AUGGAGCACAGCAAGAUCAAGACCAAGGACUCCGAAGGCAAUCCCACCGACAAAGGACUGAAGGCACUCUUGGAGACGCUCAAGGGAGCGAUCGCUGUUGUCAAGCUCGUGAAGAUCAAUGAGCUGUGUGGAGACGAUCCCAAGAAUCGAUGCGGCAAUACAUCAUUCGCCGAACAAGACUUCAGACGGCUAGAAGAGGUUGGCAGUGGUCUUAGCCAGCAGGAGCUAGUGUCGGUCCUCCGCUUGGUGAACAAUGACUACGACUUCGAGAAGAUCGCCAAUGCGAUGAGGAUCCAAUUCCCUCAGGCAUCAGGCAAGCCAGUUCACCGGCGAGACCUACUUGCUUGUGGCCGCACUCCAGCUGCACGAGAGUCUUCCGUCGGAGCUACAAGCUGGGCAAGGACAGACCUCGAGAGCUAUGGUGACGCCUUUGAGUACUAUGACGAUGAGGCCUACAUGGAGGAUGAAGAUGAGGAGUAUGAAGCACCGACCUUCGAUGGUGAGGCCUUCUGGGAAGAUGGUGGAUUGGAGGCACUCGCACAAGACCUCCAUGAAUCAGAAGGCAAUGAAGAGGUGGCCGAAGCCCUCGCUAUUGUCAUGCAGUUCAAGAAGGGCAAGAGCAAAGGCCAAGGAACAGCGCAACACCGCUGUCAAGUUCUUGAAGUUUGUCGCCGCUUGCGCAAGCUGUGGCCAGAAAGGCCCGCACUCUCACCUCCGAAGAAGAAGAAUGAUAGCAAGACGACCUUCUUUGUCUUGCGCGAAGGCAUCGAGUCCGACGAUGGGAAGGAGAUCAACGCCACCUUUGUGCCAUCGAAUGCCUCCUUUUCUGAGAAUAUGCAAGUCUCUGCGGGCCUGUGGGUGAGGAGGUCACUGCAUGAGGAUGCGCCGGGCAAUGCUUUGGAUGAGCCCAAUGAUGUCGAGCAAAAGCGAGUGAUUGCUCCCACUGGAUCUGUGAGCAUCUUGCCACACUACAUCGACGACGAGCGCAACUACAAGGACAUUGGAUCUGCACCUGGAGCAAGUUUCACUAUGCAUGUUUCUCCAAAGCCAGCGCGUGAAGUGCUGAUGGUGCUGAAGGACACCCAGGUCUGUGAGCACGGCUCAUACUUCGGUGGCAUUGAACGUGAGUUCCACCGGGGCGCAAAUGGCCAUACAAGACACGCGACCUGCAAGGACCAGGAUUGCAACAAGACCAUCAUCGUGGCUAAGCGCAAGGACGCCUCCCAACUCUGGCGCUACCUGGUCCAGAUCGCACUACGCACAAAGUGGGGCAGGCAAGAUCUCGUGAGCUCUUCGCAAAUGUCUGCAAGGCACGAGACAAGGCACUUGCCGAUGAUGAGGAGCGACGAGCAUUCCACGAGGCUAUCCACGACAGCCAGUUUGUUCUGCCACCAGACCAUGAAGAUGGCGCUUGAGGAUCAACCCAUAGCACCGGAAACCUACCGCUUCGCCUUCUACCUGUUUGACAGGGAUGGUCAUCCCGAGAUGGUUCAACUCCACGACUUCGAAGUCCUCAUGGCUUUCGAGAAUCUCAGUCCGAGAUUGCGAACGUCAAUGGUGAGGAUCACCAUGGAGCUAGAAGCGCCUGGUGGUCUGCCAUUGCUCCUCUCUCGACCUUUCAUGGAGGAGCUUCAGACCGUCAUUGACAUUGGCGCCCGCACCGUGAGCUUCAACAAGAUCGGUGUCUCAGGACUUCCUUUGGUCCGCACGUCCCGAGGCCAUCUAGAAGUGAGCCUGUUGGAUUUUGACAUGGACUCCAUCCAGGACCAGUCCCCUGAGCACAAGAGCAACGACCAUGACAAGUCGAUGGCUCAGGACAUCGCUCCAAGAUCCCCGACACAGUCAGAGCUGGACUAUUGCAUCGGCCCUGACAUGUUCCAUGACUAUGACGGGAUGAACCCCGGUGACUACCACGAUGAGACGAUGGCACGUGAGUUGUUUCUUGAUGAAGCCCGAGCAAUUCGUGACGCCUAUGAACGUGAUCUACGAGGAUCUGAAUCUGCGGCACCUGCACCAGGUGAGCGUGGGCUGAUCUGUGAAGAUGUGAACUUCAUCGACGACAACCCCGAUCAGUUCAUCGUCAUCUCCGGUAGCUUCAAGAAGGUGUCCACGUUGCCGGUCUAUGGCAAGACCUGGAUGAAGCAGCUCUUCGCUGGUCAGAUGGGCCUAUCUCUUUUGGCCAUCAUGGACCCCUACUUGACCGUCAUCACACAGGCAUGUGGUUUUUGGUGGGGAAAUUGGAGCCUCUUCAACUUGGCCCGUGGUGGACACGCUGCUGUGACCAUCAUGGAUCUCCGAGAAGCCAACAAGCCCACGCUGUCUCUCGUCAACAAGAUCACAAAAGACCGUAUCAAAGCAAAGAGGCAUACAUGGGUCAAGCAGCCUGAGUGUGCCGACAUCCUCAAUUUCAUCGAGGACAGCAUCCUCCUGGUUCUCCGAGUGGACGGCUGCCAAGUUGGAUACAAAGAUGCUGAGAGCGGACUUCUCAACAAGAAGCCUUCGCUCUAUGUCACCACCCUCUUAGCCUCUGUCUGGCCUCAUACUUUGAAUGAGAUGGUUUUGCAAGCUAUGGUUCAACAAGCCUCAGCCGAAGCGACUGCCACCUACAACACUGCAGAAGCCUUUCCUUCGGAAGUACGCCCCGCUGAAGGUCCACCUGGUGAGCGUGAAUCAAAGAGAAGAAGAAAGAAGGGAAGAGUCGCGCAGCUUGUUGGCCAGUAUGCUGCCCCACCGGUCUAUGUCCGACCUGAUCAACCUGCGCUGGCACUACCAGAUACCAAUCUCCCUGAAGAAGACCAAGAGGCCGAACCCGCAGUGCCUCCAUUGGAUGAUGCCUCCUUUCGAGCUUUGCAAGCGGCAGAGCUGGAUCCCAUCCUCAACAUCACCGAGGGUGAUAGAAGACGAAGAUGGCUAACCAUCUCUCUGGAGAUCAGGAAGAUCCUUCGAGAUCUACAUGUCCAGUUUGGCCAUCCGACCAACAGCACUCUGCAGAGGAUCCUACGCUUGCCCCAGUCGAUCCAAUUUGAUCGUGGCAAGGAAUACCUCGCCUUCUUCAGCGGCUACCUGAACGAAUUUGGUGUGGAGCGGGAGAUUGUUGAGAGAGCCGGUGCACUCUGGAAGGAUGUCUUCUACAAGACCGCCCAUGAGAUGCAACUUCAAGGGCUCGAAGAUGUGAUCAGGGCGACCACCAUCGUGAUUCAAUACCGGAACUCAUUUCCACGACCCAACGGCUUCUCACCUGAUCCGCAUUCCUGGUUCACUACUUGA